CGGGGGCGCGGGGGCGAUUUUUGGAAACUCCCUCGACUGUGCAAGGGCUCGAGUCUACAUUGUCCAUCUAUGCUGCCCCUCCCUGCCUGCUGCACCCUCUCUUGCGUGCGAGCCCCUCCCCCCCCGACAGCCCGGCAUGCCGCCGCCUCGGGGCGGAGCUGGAGGCCAUGCGCGAGGGCGAGCGCGCGCCCGCGCCCGCGGCGACCGGGCACCCGCCGGCGCCCUUCGCCGCGCCGCGGGGGCCCGACGAGCUGCUGGAGUGGGUGGCGGAGCUGCACGGGCCGUCGGAGACGCCGUACGCAGGCGGCGUCUUCUACCUCUCCAUGUCCUUCCCGGAGGAGUAUCCAAUGCGGCCUCCCACGGUGCUGUUCCUCACUCGCUGCUUUCACCCGAAUGUCGACGAGCAGAGCGGGUCCAUCUGCCUCAACAUCUUGAAGCAGGAGUGGAGCCCCCUGCUUACCGUCUUCUCCACGCUGCUGUCCAUAUCCGCCCUCCUGGCCGAGCCAGAGCCUGAGGACCCCCUCAACAAGGAGGCUCGAGGACCGAAUAAGUGCACAAUCAUUCCGAAGUUCUUGGAGGUCCGCUCGGAUUUCUUGGGUCAGCGCUGGAACCAUCCCCCCGCGCGCCUCCCUCGGUGUGCGGAGCGCGUCGGUGGCGGGGCCGGAGGCGCCGUCGGUGAUCGCGAUCAAAAGAACCCCUAACCCUAAGAACACGAUGAAGACGUGGUCUCACGUAGGUCUCCUUCUCCGCAUUAGGGAUCAUAAUUCUGGGCGGCUUGGCCUGAUGCAUCGGCAGGAACGACACCUAUCUCAUGUUCCUGGCGCUCCUAACUUAGGCCGCCUCCAAAAGGGUUGGGGUCAUUUUAUGCCUAGCCAGCCAGGGGAUUGCCACUGGUCCUGGCCACGCUGAUCCUGAGCCCGGGACCCCGUGCAAGCUAGGAGGGCGUAGGCACCGACACUGGGCCCCUUGGCUUGGCCUGGCCAGCGGCGGCGCAGGCGUGUGCAUGUGGCAGGAUCCUGCGGGGCCAGGGGUUCAUCGACCCAAGUUAGCCCAAUAGGAUCAUGCAUGAUCUUCAGAUCUUGCAGAGCCUGACUGGCCCGCGUUGGCGUUGGCCCAGGUCAGCAGAUCUUCCCGAUCCCCAAUCCCUUUCGUGAGUGAUGAGGUGCCCUUUGCCGACGCCCCCUGCAAGUCUGAAGACGCGCCGCCGUUUGAGAACGACCAGCACGCGCGGCCGCUGCCGCUGCUGCGGUGCCGCCCCUCGGAAGAGGGAGUGCCUGGCAUUUUUUUUUCGGGCGCGUGGGCAAGAACGCGAAACGCAGGACUCUACGAUUCAACAGGGUGUCCAGCGAGACUCCCUGCUCACACCUGUGGGCACUUGUGAUCAUGAGCCUCGGGGAAGUCUCGAUCGACGGCUCCACUUUUGCAGAGGGGAGCCGCCUCGUAGCCGUGCAGCACUGCACAUGCGUUAAUUAAUGCCUCCGCCCGUUGAACAUUCCACCCGCCUGCUCAGGAAGAAGAGCCCGCCCAAUACUUUCCCUAGCGCAGUUGGAGCACCUCAAGCAUACGCCUUUUGAGGGAGCUGGCACGCAGUCCGUAACAUAGACAUCCUGUUGUCUGGAAAAA
Molecule: messenger RNA, 1623 nt
Organism: Prorocentrum cordatum
Lineage: Eukaryota; Dinophyceae; Prorocentrales; Prorocentraceae
Source: the annotation of a GenBank genome assembly